AUGCAACGUGUUCAUGCUUUGAUAAGCGAGGAUGAAUUUCAUAAAACGGAUUAUCUGCCUUCAAGUUGCUCUGAUGUUUUGCUGCCAGCUAUUGGUUCGUCUAUUAGUCGUUCAGCUACACCAGAAGUUAAUUUUGAUCUUAAAAAUAUUCCAAUAGUUACACCAAGAAAAUUUAUUCGGGCAAAACGUUCUUCAAGUCGGGCAACUACGCUCACCGAUUCUAUUUCGCGAAUUCCAACAGUUUCAAUUUCUUCGAAUAUUUGCUCUUCGGAAAUGCCUAAACCUGUCUUGCAGAAUAUUGUUUCUACCGUUAAUCUUGGAAAAAUUGUCUGUACUGGCGCUAAAUCAGAAGAGGCUAGUCGUUUAGCAGCUAGACGUUUUGCUCGAAUUAUUCAACGUCUGGGAUAUAAUGUUCAAUUUAAUGAAUUUAAAGUUCAAAAUUUGGUGGCUUCUUGUGAUUGUAAAUUUCGUCUUCAAUUGGAAGGUUUUUAAUUUUUAAUUUGAUUUAAAAUUAAAAGAGGAAAAAUAUAUUUUAUAAAUUUUUAAAUUAUUAAAAAUUCAGAAAGGGUUGUUUUUGAUUGUAAAAAUCAGGCAGCAUAUUUAACUAGCGGGUGGGGAGCCUUGUUUGUUUUCUCUUCUCUAUUUUAAAUGAAUGUCUCACAGACUUCGGUUGCUCAACAUUUUUUCUUAUUCUGAUGUGAGACUAUGGGAAAAAGCCCUAUAACGAUUUAGUGAAAAGCAGAUGAUAAUUUAGUUAAUUUGUGAGGUCUUCAACUUCGUCCUGCAUUCUUUCUUCAUCGUAAACUUUCUUCUGCUUGUGUUCUUCGAUCCUCACCAAAUUUCUGCAAUAUUUAAAUUUCUACUAUUUUUUAAUCCGUCUAAAAACUUGCUAACUACCUCCAUAAAAACUUCU
Meloidogyne enterolobii is the source of this 913-nucleotide messenger RNA. Lineage: Eukaryota; Metazoa; Nematoda; Chromadorea; Rhabditida; Meloidogynidae. The record is from the annotation of a GenBank genome assembly.